AAACUGGAAAGCAAAUACGAAAUCACUCAAGCUUGGAUCUAGGUUUUGGGAAUGGAGGGUUGGGAUCCAAAUACGAAAUCAACUCUCACACAGAUCCCACUUCUGACGACGAAAGCAGGGCCGCGAGAUGGCGCAGCCUGGACACAGCGGCUCAAGGAGGAGUACAAGGCACUUAUCACCUAUACGUCGAUGAACAAGUCGAGGGAUAAUGACUGGUUUCGUAUCUCCGCCGCUAACCCGGAAGGGACUCGGUGGACCGGCAAGUGCUGGUAUGUCCACAAUCUUCUCAAGUAUGAAUUUGACCUCCAAUUUGACAUCCCUGUCACCUACCCCGCGACCGCUCCUGAACUCGAGUUGCCCCAACUCGAUGGGAAGACUGAAAAGAUGUAUCGAGGAGGAAAGAUUUGCUUGACGGUGCAUUUCAAGCCACUCUGGGCGAAGAAUUGCCCGAGGUUUGGAAUAGCACAUGCCCUCUGUUUGGGUCUUGCACCAUGGCUUGCAGCAGAAAUUCCAGUUCUUGUUGAUUCUGGCAUGGUUAAGCACAAAGAUGACACUUCUUCAUCCUCUGAAUCCUGAUGGAAAUUCCAUCUCUCUGCAGUUCUAUCCUGGUGAUAUCCAUACAUGUUUUGUGUUGUAGUUUUAAUUUAUUACUAAGAAAUAAACUAAAUUCGUGCGAUGUAGGUUCAAGAUGCAGGGAUAUUUCCUAAACGCCUAAUACCAACAAUACAUGAUGACAAUCUCUUUUAUUGACAUCUGAUUGUGAAUUUGUGAUACACGAAAACAAAUGGUAGAAGGCCAUCAUGGUUUACCAUUGGAACUGAGGAUGACAUUGUAUAAUUGUUCAUCUUUGUGAG
Molecule: messenger RNA, 854 nt
Organism: Cuscuta epithymum
Lineage: Eukaryota; Viridiplantae; Streptophyta; Magnoliopsida; Solanales; Convolvulaceae
Source: the annotation of a GenBank genome assembly